AUUCCCACGGUUCCCAAAUUAUCGCGAUUUCUACACGCAGGCGAUCGUUGCGCCCUCCGGCGUCAACAAACUCCUCCGCGUCCAUGGAGGAAGGUUGGAGUGGCUUCGGUGAGUGUGGGAAUCUCGCAAGCUGUCGAGGCGGGGCUGUGCGAAGAGGCGGUAUGGGAGAGGAGGUCGCCGGCGCGCUGCACGGCCGCCGGCGGCGGCGUGAGCCGCGUGCGGAAUCGAUCGCGUGUGCGUGCUGCGUCGAGAGUGCGUGCAUGCGUCAUGGGCCGUGAGUGGAGAAUGUUGACUCACGCGCAUCGGGCUUCCUUUCCCCGGCGCAGCGGUGGCGGCGGCGGAGGAGGCGCGGCGGCGGCGACGACAACAUGUCCUCCGGCGAAGAAGCGGUGGCGCCAUUUCACGGCACCUUCACGAAGGACAUUCUCUACGAACUGCACCGACGACAGCCGCACCGAUUCCACUUCAUGACAAAAUUCAACGCCAAGAGCGCCUCGUGGAAGGACUUCGAGCUGGUGGUGCUCGACGGUGAACUGCGAGACUUCGCGCGAUGCGUGCACUGCAAGAACUUUGUCUCCUACUCGAGCAAAAAGGGCACCGGGAGCAUGCUCAGGCACCGGUGCCACGCCAAGGAGUCGUACUUCACAGCAGAGGAACACAACCGCUUUCGUGAGAUGGAGCUGUUCAUGCGGACGACGCCGCAGCCGCUGCCAAUGCUGGGCGGCCUGUCGUCGCAGUUCCUGCCGCGCAUCAAGGUAGAGCUGCCGGAGCCGCCGGAGUCGCCGCUGCGGAGGCUAAACACCGACUGCGGCGGCAGCGGUACCUUCGGCAACAACUGCGACGACAGUCCGCUGGACGUGCGGAUCCACCCGCGCUCUCCGAACGGCAGCGCCAGCAACAGGUGCGCCAGGGGCUCAGCCAGCUUGGGCGGCGCGCCCGUGGUCGACAACGGGGAGGUCGAGGAGAUCGUCGCCAACGUCGAGCUGGCCGACGACAGCACGGGCGGUGAUGUGCUCGAGGACCGCAACAACUGCACGCCCCACGCGGCCACAGCGGCCGCCGGCGGCGCCAGGAUGCCGUACGCGGCGGCAGCCCGCGCGGUCGCCGAGCGGCAGCUGGUGGAACUGCAGCGGCUGCACGCCGAGGAAGAGCACAAGCUCAAGGUCGAGCUGCUCAAGAAGCAGCACAUGGUGGCCGACCUGCAGAGGAAGUACUGGCGCAUGAAGGUGAAGGCGCUCGCCCAGAAGGCGGCCUCGUCAUCGUCCUCGUUCCAACCGAGUGAGAACAAGUCCGUCGACGAAGAGGACUCGGACUCGCCGGACUGACGGGAUAGCAGGCGUAUAGCGUGCACGUUCGACUGGGCCUUCUCUUCCAAUUUUGUGCGUGCGUGUUCGCGCAUGUGUGUACGUUGUCGACACGCCGCGACAUCUUUUCUUCCACGCAGUGCCAUGCGAACACACUGUAGUUUUGCUCAUGCAUGCUCGACGACUGGUCAUAACUGUGAGAGCGCAGCGGUUUAUGUUAAUUAUCAUUUCUUGUUUCUAUCUGCCCGUUUUUCUUCUUUAGCAGUUCGCACUUGGCGCCUCGUCAGCAAGAGCACCUGGUGCUCCGUGCUUCGUUUGGUUCAUGUUCAAGUGCCGCGCGAUCUGUACAGUACGGGAUAGCGUUCUGCGUGUCGUUCAACUUAUGAACCAUCCUUGUGGUUCAUAAGUUGACACGUUCAUGGAGGUAGCCCAGCAGCUACUGAGUGCAACUAAGUACUGCCGAUCUACGUGGGUUAGUGCAUGUAAGACGCGAAAGCGGCAGCUGUAGCUAAGGAAGAACUUGCACAUUACAACCUUCGCGCUAAGGUAUACUUCUUCCAUCUGCUAGUCACCUGCUUCAAAACACGUGAGCUUGAAGUUAAGGUACGAGAGAGACUGCUGGGUUUGUUUUGGUUGCAGUCUUCCAUUGAGCGGAAACUAUAGGUCCUGCCUACUGAUUAUGCAGUGUACAUAAGUACCAUUGCCAAGGAAUCAUAUAUGGCCGUAUACGUAUUUCGAGUAGCCGGUGUGUCACAGGCGAAGUUGUCGCGGCGACUUAAGAGGUGUUUUGCCAACCGUCCUUUGCGAGAGGACAGCUUGACUUUGACGCAGAGAUCAAAGUCAUUUCUGCUUGCGAUUUGUAGUUUAUGUAAGCAUUAUAAUUCUGCAGUAUUCUCUCCUUCCCAGGGGUUCGACGUGUGUGGCCAGUAAAUACGUAUUUUGAAUGCUAAUUUAAGACACAGCGCUUCCUGUGAAACCGCAUUUGGGGCCUUUAGUCCUCUUGUUAGCGUCAUAAUUCCUUUUCCCCUCUCCUCGUUGGAGGGUAGCCAACCAGAUGCUUCUCUCGUUAAUAUCCCUGCCUUCCUUUGGCCGUUAUCUUCCCUGUGUUGUCUCCUGGAAGGAAGAACUUAAGUGUGCCUUCUAAAUAGUCAUCUCAGCUCUUCAAGCCCAUUUUUCACAGGCGGUGAGAAUAAGCAAGACAUGUGAUGCAGCUUUCAGCAAGCGGACCGUGUUUCUUUCCUAAUUAGUCGCGUUAAAUUAUGGCUUUUUCUUACGUUAAGUUUGUUGCGGGCUAAAUAAUGAGGUCUGGUACGUGCUUGGCUUGAAGAUGCUGAGCUUGAUCUAGCAAUGCGAGAGCUCAGGUUGCGAGACAGUUACAACCCUGUUUGGUUGUUCGAUAAAAAUAUACAUGUACGUAAAAGAAUUCCACCGCCUCCUGGUGUCUUUUCUUCUUUAUUCCUUCCAAGGAGGCAAGCGAUUUGGAAAGCAGAAUCCUGCUGCGAGUAGGCCACGCAGAUAGUUCAUGGUGACGACAUCGGCUGCUCUCCUGUACUAAACUGACUCCUAGACGUCUACGGCCGCUUAUCUUUCAACAUUGCCUCGUUCGAAAUCUGUUCUUUAUUCUUAUUUUGCUUGUUGUUCGUCUGUUGCGGCCACUGCAAAUUAAAUUGUGAGCGGAAGCGACCCAGUGAUGAUAAGGCACUAUACCAGUGCUAAGUGCAAAACAUAGUGCAAUCCAGCUUGGAACCUCACGUAUUUUUUUGCAGUAGAGAUUCACAGGUGAUAUUCGAUGGCGUUUUUUUUUUCUUUCUGAGGAGUGUGCGUGAGAAUUUGCGAGUGCAUCUCAACGGCCCUCGCAAUAAGCCGUCUGAAGUAGCACUCGCUCGUUUGUCAGAGCUCUGCAGAGCUUCCAGUCAAAGUUUGUGCCAAUUUUUAAAACCUGUUGUAUACUACUACCCAUUGUGCUCCACGUUUGAGAACUGGGCAGAAUGUGACGUCGAAGAAUGCUUGCGAACUUCAUCUUCAUUCUCGUGUGAAUGACCUUGCGCCGCUAAUGCACAGGCGGCUAUGAAUGAAGCGCGGAAUACGCAAGCUUUCGCUAUCAGCGCCCAUUCUUCCAUACGCCGUUUCAUGCUUGGCAGGCGACGCUAAUCAGAGCUAGACGGACUUGUCUCACUUCUAGCGUACGCGACCAAAAAUUAGUGCGUGGCAUAUAAACGAAAUAUUAGGGCAUACGUCACGCAAUCCAUUGGAAUUGGAAAUCCUGUACUUAUCUGUUUUAUAUGUCGCGGAAUAAUUACACAGAGGGUGUCGCAGAUCUGGGCGUAUUUACCACCGAAUGAACGGAGUUGCAUGUUUCUGGGACCAGUGACCGAAGCGCAGCGCUUGCGCUCGCGACCGAAACAUAGUGCGUGACGUACUGGACAUGCAAGCGUAAACAAAUUACACAUAACCUAUGGCUAUACAAUUUUCGUUUGUAAUGCAUGAAGUCGUAAUUCUGUAGAAUGCGUCGCAGAUGAAGUACAACUCGCACUGCGAAACGAGCGGAGUGAGACAAUUUUAUGACCGCACUGCUUGCGUUGCUCCCGCAUCGCCUGCCAGGUUUAAAAUGGAGUACCGAAUGCGCGCUUUCUGCCACCUUCAGCUGCAAUGUAGCACCCACAUGUGCCAUAUACGCCAAUUUGUGAUUGUAAUCUGUCACCGCCUAUUAAUGCUUGCGAGCUGUCUGGUGUUUGUGGGAAGCGCGCUUCAAAUUACGAUAGGCUGAAUAGCCGCAGUGAUUUUUCAUUGCCAAACUAUAUCGUCAACAGUGAAAGAAACUGUCUAUGUGUGAAGUUGUGUACGGUAAUCGGUCAAAUAAGCCGAUUUCCAAUUUCUAAAGCGUUUAGCGUUGGAGUUCUAGGGUAACGUUGGUCGUACGCAAUUUAGCGUCGCGGAAGCGUUUGCGGGUAAUGAGUUCACUGUGUGUUUACUCAUAGUGGUUUUAUGUUUUCUGAACUUCACUUUAACUUAGGAGUUUCCGGAAUCUAAAUAGCUGCAACGGCAACACGAUCUUACGUAAUUCUGAACAGUAGCGCAAAGAAGCACACGGACGGCGGCGGAUCAAGACGGGACGUAGCGCUUUGCCCCGUCUUGAUCUAUCGCCGCCCGUGUGCUUCUUUGCGCUACUGUUCAGAAUUAUUCACUACCAACUAGCCCACCAGUCUGUCCUUUUGAACGAUCUUACGCCCGUAUUUCUGUGCAGAUAUGAAAUGUAUAUUGUGAUGUGCGUAGAAACAUACCCUAAUGUUUUUUACACGCUCCGCAGCUUGCGUUUAAUUUGGUAGCCGAGGUCUAGCACAAGGUUUAUGGGACAUCCCAUUACCAUUGAAUGACAUUCAAAGUACCGCAGGCAGGCACUGAAAGGGCGCCUUAGAGAAAAAAUGAAUUAAAGUUAAAGUGGCAAAGUAAUUUCUCGAAAUUUUGUUUGAAUUAGUUUCCCGCCAAAGGGUUCGUUAGUAGUAGGCAAAGUGAAGGCUGAACUUUCUUCAAAACUGAACACGAGCGCACGAAAACAGUGUGUCUACGCGAUGGCGGGUUUCAGUGUACUUUUUCUUACUCGUGCCUUUUUCGCACAAGAAAAGUUCGAAAGGCGCAUUGGGCUGAAAAACAGUAGAAAUUGUAGUGAACUGCAGUCACAUAAAACGAACAGCAUUUCACAGUCUGAGGUACUGCUCUGACCACAGCCGCGGGGUAACCUUGUACGACAGACGCUCAGAUAAUCUUAAAGCGGGAUUGAUAGCGAAUGAAAUACGGGAUCGUUUAUGCCUUUUUUGCCAAUGCUCAUUGCAAUGUGCUGUAUGUACUGGUAAAAUACAAAAUGGUGCGUAACCACGAUAGAAGGACUCGAGACUGAACAGAAAAGGGCGUUCUAUCUCGAGUGCUUCUAUGAUGGUUACGCGUCUCUUUGUAUUUCAAUGAGCAUGUACCAACUAGCCCAGCAACAAGUAUCGAAUGCGCUGUCUCUCAUGGAUGGUACUCACUGCACCAAUGAACAACACAUUAGUGAACACCGAGUUUUCGAGUAAUUGUUCUGGACAUCUGGCAUGACGACAACAGUUUUAGGCGCCCGUUGCAGACUUUUAACUCGUUCAACAAUAUUGAUAUUCGUCUUAGGUUCGGAAUCUCCUACGACUCUCCUUAACGCCAUUUCGUGGGUUUCUCUGUAUUUUCCUCACUGGUUUAUGUCCUGCUGCAACUGUGUCACUGAAACAUAAGGAAUCACCGACAUUGUCGGAAAAUGUGCUGCAUUCGGCUGGGUCCUCGAAUUCAUCUUCGCAGAAAACAAACAGCGGAUGCCCAUUUUUGCACUACCGAAAGUCCAUGACUAACUUAUGCGACGCUGCGCGAAAGUUUUCCAGCUUAUGAUUGACGUUAGCGUAUUGAUCCACAUUCUGCGUUAUAAGACUCAUAAAUGCCGAAAGCUGCCUCCAAAGCGCUGUGGAACGAGAACUGAAUGUGUAGUAAAUAUUUGCGAAUGCAGUUAACAGUUUUGAAAUGGCGAUAUUACAACGUGAGGGAUGGAGACAGUGCCAUAUUUGUUAUAUGCUUAUACCAGUUUAAGGCCUUCGCACAACCAAGACAUACAUGUGAUGUUCUGAAGUUAGAGCAGCGCGUAAUCUCGAUGCGCAAGGCAAGAACGCUUGAACUCAGUGCGCAUGCUCUAUAAUUUCAUGCACGUCGCAUUCAAAGAUGUAUGCACAAUUAUGCAGCACUGUUUAAGCAACCUAAGCACUUUACUGUCUUCAGAGCGAAAACAUAGGCAUUGCCAUCUUACCUGUGUCAAAGAUGUGAAAUACUGGGUGCCAAAAGUUGACUUUUUUAAACUUACAAAUCUUUCAUUGUUUUUUAUUUCUCUUUGGCUUCACAUUGAGCGCACGUCCGUUGUACGCACAUCGACCUUAAACACAGAAAUGAGUCGCCGUAACAAUUUCUACUCGUCCUAUACUUAACUCCACUUAGGACGUUUGGAUGCUUCUCAAAAAAGGGCGUUACGUGCCACAGUGGCUAAUCGCGUUGGUCGUGUCACGUAAAGGACUAGGAUAAUUCGCCGAACUACAGUUAUACGCAGGACAAAAUGCUGCUAACGCAAAAGGGAUCGCCACUAUUCACCUUCGUCUAAACGUAUCGGCGUGAAAUGCUCACGUUCAUGCAUACAGCUUCAAUUGUGGCAUUUAUCGCCACCUCAUCACGGUCAUGGAUGCAACGCAUUUAUUUUUAACGGUGAUACUGCUGUUGGUAGAAAUAGCUUGAUCACGUCAUUUUUGUGUGAAGAAAUACUAGUAGGUGUCACCAUACCGUAUGACGAGUAGCGGACUUAUGACGAGGCUACAUUGCAGCUAAAUUUUUUUCUGAAACAAUACUUCCUAUUCGUCUAGGUGCGCUAUUUCCCCACAAGGUAUGAUGAUCAAUCACCACCUAGCCGAGCUUUCAAGCCUAUUGAACGAUUGAGAAAUACUAUAUAGGCUUAAGUUAAUCGUCACUCAGGCUAGUCUUCUCGCAAAUCAGCCUCUAGCUUAAUGAGUUCGCGAGUUUCUUGCUUGCAAGGUUUACGAAGAAUUCCACCGCCUCCUGAUAUCUUUUCUUCUUUAUUGCUUCGAAGGAGGCAAGCGAUUUAGAAGGCAGAAUUCUGCUGCGAGUAGGCCACGCAGAUAGUUCAUGGUGACGACAUCGGCUGCUCUCCUGUACUAAACUGACUCCUAGACGUCUACGGCCGCUUAUUUUUCAGCAUUGCCUCGUUCGAAAUCUGUUCUUUAUUCUUAUUUUGCUUGUUGUUCGUCUGUUGCGGCCACUGCAAAUUAAAUUGUGAGCUGAAGCGACCCAGUGAUGAUAAGGCACUAUACCAGUGCUAAGUGCAAAACAUAGUGCAAUCCAGCUUGGAACCUCACGUAUUUUUUUGCAGUAGAGAUUCACAGGUGAUAUUCGAUGGCGUUUUUUUUUUCUUUCUGAGAAGUGUGCGUGAGAAUUUGCGAGUGCAUCUCAACGGCCCUUGCAAUAAGCCGUCUGAAGUAGCACUCGCUGGUUUGUCAGAGCUCUUCGCGUACACGCGCAGGCUUGUGUCGUCUUCUCGAGGAGCGAAUGGCGCUUUCGCACGCGCUCCUCCGUAGUUUGGUUUGCUGGUCACGCUACCAAGCUGGUCCGACCGGCACGCGUGUCCCAGUCUGGUCUUCGGUAUUGUGCCAAGGUCGUCGCUGCAUAGGCCGAUUUUUUCUCUCGCUUUUGCAGUGCACCGAUAUCUUCUAAUGUUUUCUCUAUAAUUUUUGGCUUUCUCGAUCUUGUGAUGCAUUCUCUACAUCCUGCCACACUGCUAUUGCUUCGAGAUCUUUCGACAUCCUAUGCUGGCCAUAUUUAACACUAUCGUAUCGGGUCCGUUUUUUUUUGUUUUCUUCGUUUCUUGCCUGGCCUAGUGAAGCAGGAUGUCGAAAUUUAUUGCUGUGGGUCAAAGGUGUAUGUAUGUGUGUCUGUGUGUGUUUGAAUAUGUGCGCUUGAAUACGAAACUGUCAUUUUAUUUGUUUUUCGCAAUUAUAAGCGACGAAUGCGAAUGAGUGUAUAAAUAAAAGGAGUCACGCGUGCUUUUCGAGCCUGCGGCGACUUACUCUGUGAUCUCACAUUGUUACUGUGCCAAAUGAUGCUCACUUUUUUUAAAUAACUGCUGUACAUAAAAGGAGAAAUAUAAACGCCUUUUUUU
Rhipicephalus sanguineus (brown dog tick) is the source of this 8031-nucleotide messenger RNA. RefSeq lists its product as uncharacterized. The transcript is spliced from 2 exons. The coding region runs from base 369 to 1325 and encodes 318 amino acids. NCBI's taxonomy places the organism in Eukaryota, Metazoa, Arthropoda, Arachnida, Ixodida, Ixodidae. The record is from RefSeq and is a predicted model, not a curated record.